GGGCCGCGGUCCCAGGCUAGGGAGGCGGCCGAGGGCGGGUACCCGUGGGGCUCUGCUGACCGUUGCCCCCUGCGCCGGUACCCAGGGACAGCUCCCUCACCGCCUCGCCUCCCCCCCUCCCCGGCUCCGAUCACAUCUCCACAGCGCAGCCGGGGAGGGGAGGAGCCCUCCAGCGCGGAACCGGGGCUCUCUGCUCGGCCCGCCCUGAGGGGCGUGGGAGGGCGGGGCCGCGGACUUCGGACUCCAGCCCCCGACGCUCGGCUUUCCCUGACGCCCUCAGCUAUCCCUGGCCAAAGGGAGCCAUGUCCGCGCUACUGGGGCUCCGGCCCGAGGUGCAGGACACCUGCACCUCGCUGGGGCUGAUGCUGUUGAUCGUGCUGCUCAUGGGGCUGGCCCGCGUGAUCGCCCGGCAGCAGCUGCACAGGCCCUCGGCCCACGCCUUCGUCCUGGAGUUUCUAGCCACCUUCCAGCUCUGCUGCUGCACCCAUGAGCUCCAACUGCUGAGCGAGCAGGACCCCGCGCACCCCACCUGGACGCUGACACUGAUCUACUUCUUCUCCUUGGUGCAUGGCCUGACCCUGGUGGGCACAGUCAGCAACCCGUGCGGCGUGAUGAUGCAGAUGAUUCUGGGGGGUAUGUCCCCCGAGACGGGUGCCAUGAGGUUGUUGGCUCAGCUGGUUAGCGCCCUAUGCAGCAGGUACUGCAUAAGCGCCCUGUGGAGCCUGAGUCUGACCAAGUACCACUUCAACGAGAGGAGCUUAGCUUGCAAGAAUCCCAUCCACACGGACAUGUCCAAAGCGAUCAUCACAGAGGCCAUCUGCUCCUUUAUUUUCCACAGCGCUCUACUGCACUUCCAGGAGGUCCGAACCAAGCUUCGCAUCCACCUGCUGGCUGCACUCAUCACCUUUUUGGCCUAUGCAGGAGGGAGCCUCACGGGGGCACUGUUCAACCCAGCUCUGGCGCUCUCUCUGCACUUCCCCUGCUUCGAUGAGAACUUCUAUCAGUUUUUUGUAGUAUACUGGCUUGCUCCUUCUCUAGGUGUGUUGCUGAUGAUCCUGACGUUCAGCUUUUUCCUUCCAUGGCUGCAUAACAACCAAAUGACUAAUAAAAAGGAGUAACUACUCCCAAGGACUCAAACUGAGUCACAGGACAGUCAAGCUGGACAUGACAGAAGUGAUCACCUUUCAAACUCCGGCCGCACUGGACUCGUCACUGUUUCAGCCUCCUUUGUGGAAGGUGUCUUAAUGUUCUCACUACCUGGACUUAAAAUGACUGUGAAAAUGGGGUGGCCUGUAUUUGUCAGUUAAGCUUGUUCUUUUGAGUGAUGUAUUAAAUGCUGCUAGAAAAGG
Molecule: messenger RNA, 1349 nt
Organism: Peromyscus maniculatus bairdii (prairie deer mouse)
Lineage: Eukaryota; Metazoa; Chordata; Mammalia; Rodentia; Cricetidae
Gene: Aqp11
Product: aquaporin 11
Biological process (GO): transmembrane transport
Cellular component (GO): membrane; cytoplasm
Molecular function (GO): channel activity
Source: RefSeq, a predicted model, not a curated record